Messenger RNA from Cladophialophora immunda, 860 nucleotides. RefSeq lists its product as uncharacterized. The transcript has 4 exons. The record is from RefSeq and is a predicted model, not a curated record. Gene Ontology annotation, cellular component: respiratory chain complex IV; mitochondrion. NCBI's taxonomy places the organism in Eukaryota, Fungi, Ascomycota, Eurotiomycetes, Chaetothyriales, Herpotrichiellaceae. Bases 112 to 399 code for a protein of 95 amino acids.
CCUCAGGUGACAACCUCCCCUCUGAAGCUUCCCUUUUCAACCCAGCCUCAGCACUCGAGCUUCCUUUGUAUAUUCCACCGCAGCCGCAAGAGGUUUCUUCCACUCGCCAAGAUGACUCAAAUCGAGACUCCUGACGCCGAUGAGCUCGGUGGAAACGUCACCAAGCCCUUCAAGUUCGUUACUGCUGGAUACGACGCCCGCUUCCCUAACCAGAACCAGACAAAACAUUGCUGGCAAAACUACGUCGAUUAUCACAAGUGCAUCCUGGCAAAGGGCGAAGAUUUCAAGCCAUGCAGACAGUUCUAUUUGGCCUAUCGAUCAUUGUGCCCUAGCUCCUGGAUCCAUAGGUGGGACGAUCAACGUGAAGCUGGGAACUUCCCCGUCGACUUGGAGCACUAGGGAGAUGAAUGAGUGACCGUGAUGCAGAUGGAGGACAAGAAAACGGGCCUACAGUUGCGGAGUUCUCACGGCGAGCUCGGGGUGGCAUGGAUAUUGUACAUAGACCCAGACGAAACUACGCGGCGGCCAACACACUGCUCCUCCCAUACAACUAGGUACAUGGACCAAUGUAUCCUUCUACUGCAUCUGAAUUUGUAUAUCUCAUGCAGUCCAGACCUAAUUAUGCGUUAGGCCGCCGGAAAUGGCCACUGACAUUCGACGGUUCAAAAACAACCAGAACACCCAUAUCGUGCUGAUGGGCAAAAUUGCCAUUGGUUCACAAACAGAUAGUACUGGGCUCAAUAUUCCAAGGGAUGUUCACGCUAUCAUUUGAGGGCAAUUUGAGAUCCAUAGUUUUGUUCUGCCAGUUCACUGCUGCAUAUAUCGCCCUCCAAGGGCGUGAUGCGUCCACAGCACCAGAU